AUGGUCCGUAGCAUUUCUCGAGAGUUCCAAGUUUCUAUGAAGUUCUUUCUUUGGCUAGAAGUGGACUGCUACGAUUUUGGCCAACCUGUUACUGGAUUGGCGUCAUUGGUCAGGACUGUGCUUGGAAAACCCCUGGAUAAGCGCGAAUGCGUGUCUGACUGGGAACGGAGACCCCUUCGUCGUGAGCAGUUGCUGUACGCUGCAUUGGAUGCGUUUUGCCUGGUGGAAAUGUAUCUUGCUCUUGUUGCGAAAGCCGAAGAUAUGCAGGUAGACUUCAGAAGCAUUUUCAACGGGGAAUGUUUGACUCCGCAAGGAUUUGAGGAAUUUUCUGCAAUGUCGGCUGAUAUUUUUCAACGUCAGGAAACCGUCUCGGUAUGCUCUGAUGGAAGUAGCUGCGAAUCUCAGAGGCCGAGAGUGUCUCCUGGUCAGCUACGAGUGAUAACAGAUCUUGCUCUUCGAGGAUUGUGUAGGCAAUUAAGGUCCUUGGGUGUGGAUGCCAAAAGCAUAACGGACGGAGAACCGCGUCAGAAAUGCGUCGAGUAUCACCGUCUUGAAAAACGUGUUAUUCUCGCGAAGCAGGGGAAAUCGUACCGUGACUUGUGUGGUUAUGUGCUCCCGUCUGUGAUCCUCUGCAUCAAGUACAACAAAGUACCUGAACAAGUGAUGCAAGUCGUUCGCGCUUUCAAUCUGAAAAUCACGAAGGACCAGAUUUUUUCUAGAUGCGCUAGCUGCAAUGAGGAGCGGUUCUUGGGAAUACACGGACAGGUCAUGUCAGUGAUGGCCGACAAAGUUGUCCCUUUGCGGCCAAUGGAUUCUGAUGGGAACCAAUUCGAUGAUCGACUUGAAGAUUCGUGUGCUCAGCUUUUAGCUUUAGGGAGGGCGAAGAGAAUUUGUGGGCUGACUCGAAAGGAAAUUGCCGAGGAAACGGAAAAGCAUGGCGUUGGCAAUUGGCGAAGUGUUGGCCAACUCGGUUGGACUCGGGUUAUCGGCGGCUUCGUCAAUGUGAAAACCGGGAAGCUUCUGAACGGACGCAGGUUAGCUUGUGGCCAUGGUGGAGCGUUACGCGUCGAGCACACGUCGGUAGAGACGAAUAUGUUCUUCGUUUGUUGCCGUUGUGGGCAUGUUUUCUGGGAAGGGUCUCAUCUCCGUAAUUUUAUUCGCACGUAUUCGGAAACUUACGGAUUGUGUUUGUCAGAUUAGAAAAAGUGGAGGAAAUUUGAAAUGUUUUUCAGUUAAUUUGAUUCAAAGGAAUUGAUGAUCCAAGUAAAAUCUAAAAUCGAAAGAUUCUGGUCAUUUUUGGCGUUUUCAACAAUAUUCGAGCUGAAGAAAUUGAAACGAGUUGGAAUUAUUUUCUGAUAUUUUCCGGAGACAGGUACUCUUAAAAUGUUUAAACUAAAAUUGUGGCAUACCAUAUGUUUAACAAGCGACCCUUAUUCCGUUGCCGAUGUGUGGCAGAUGAAAGCAUUUAAGUCCUGUUAAAAUUUCAAUUUUAAGUUCGAGGCAAAUGAUCGGUGUUGAAGAACAAAGGUUAAAGAAAUAAAACUAUCACUUUCAAAAUCAA
This is a messenger RNA of Notodromas monacha, 1561 nucleotides long. The record is from the annotation of a GenBank genome assembly. Lineage: Eukaryota; Metazoa; Arthropoda; Ostracoda; Podocopida; Cyprididae.